Molecule: messenger RNA, 1845 nt
Organism: Fonsecaea nubica
Lineage: Eukaryota; Fungi; Ascomycota; Eurotiomycetes; Chaetothyriales; Herpotrichiellaceae
Exons: 1
Coding region: 1-1845 (614 amino acids)
Source: RefSeq, a predicted model, not a curated record
AUGAACUGGCUCACAUCUCAAGCUCCUCUGUCCUUCUCCUCUCCUGGCUCGGGGCAUGCGAACCUGACAGCCGCAUGUCUCUCCUCAACCUUACCCAAACCGACACUAUUCGGCGGAGAGAUACUCAAGGUAACCUCUUCGCUGGUAAGCAACUAUACUGCCCAGUACUGGCAACCACCAAACUUCUUCAACGCAGACCCCCCAUUCUACGGCGAAGACACCAACUUAGACUUCUGCAAUGUCACCGUGACGUACACACACCCAGGUCAGAAUGACACUAUCAACGUGCAUAUAUGGCUGCCCCUUUCGGUCUCGGAUGAGGUCUAUGCAAGUCCCAGAGACAACCGACCACAUUAUCAUGGGGAGAGCAGCAAUGAAACAUCACCAGUUUGGAAUGGGAGACUCCUGUCCCAAGGUGGUGGUGGUUUCUCCAUGUGUCUUCCAGGGUUCAUCUCUCAUUCGGCCCUAUCGCAAGGCUACGCGAUAUCGCGCACCGACGGCGGUCAUGCACCCCAACUUCUUGAGCCGCCUGAGUCGCCUGACACCGAAACGUGGGCUAUGCUCUCCGAGGGAAACGUCAACUUGUAUCUCUUCCGGGAUUUCGCCUCUGUAUGCUUGCACGACAUGGCCACCAUCUCAAAAUCUAUUGUCACCUCCUUUUAUGGCCUGGCACCAAAGUAUAGCUACUUUCAGGGUUGUUCCACAGGCGGCAGACAAGGUCUGAUGCUGGCUCAACGUUAUCCUCAAGAUUACGACGGCAUAUUGGCGGCCGCCCCGGCAAUAUACUGGCCCAAGCUGAUCGUGAUGCACUACUUUGCGCACAUGAUGAUGAAUUCGCUCAAUGAGUAUCCUCCGGCGUGUGAGCUGGAGGCCAUCACGAGAGCCGCGAUAGAGGAGUGCGACGAGUUAGAUGGUGUCAAGGACGGUGUCAUCUCGAACGAAGAAGCGUGCGAAUUUGACCCGUUCAAGCUGGUAGGGAGAGAAAUCGACUGUGAGAUGGUGUACGCAGACGACGACGAAGGUGCAGAGGGAGAGCAACGCCAGCAGCGAUCAAAUCACACAAUCGUCAAGAUUGGCUACGCCGCGCCGCAUGUCGCGUGGCAUCUCUGGGGCGCCGCACCAGGCUCGGUCAGAGAACCCGACUGGCAUCGCCUGACGCACUCGACGCCGUUGACAUCCUUUGCGUCCACGACGUGUUUCCAGGGAAAUAACAGCUGCGUUUCGAACCCGAGCUCCUUGGUGCUUGACUGGGUCCGGCUCUUCCUCUACAAGGACCCUAGCCUCACCACCGCCGAGCUCGCCGAACGGAUCACACUCUCCGAACUUGUCCGCCUCUUCGACCAGUCUGAGGAGGAGUACCACUCGUUCAUCUCGACGAGUAACCCGGACCUGAGCGCCUUUCGUGGGCGCGGAGGAAAGAUGAUUACCUGGCACGGGACGAGCGACGAGGCCAUCAUGCCAGGCCAGACAGAGCAGUACUAUGAAGAAGUACUGCAGCAAGAGCAGCGCCGGCGGCAGCGGCGGCAGUACACGCAGACGUCUCAGUCAGACUCCACCAGUGACAACGAAGACGACGACGUGAGGGACUUUUACCGACUUUUCCUCGCCCCUGGUGUCCAGCACUGCGGCGGCGGCGAGGGUGCCCUUCCCGUCAACGCGCUGGGCCAGCUGAGGACGUGGGUCGAACAGGGCGUCGCCCCGGACAUACUCCAUGGCGAGAGCUUCACCCGGACCCGCGGGGACAAGAUCCGCAGGCCGCUGUGCCAGUAUCCCCUUGUGGCGCGGUACAAGGGCCACGGCGACACGAGCGAGGCUGAGAGUUUCGAGUGCGCGGACUCUUUCUGA